AUGACAUCCACAAUCCGAGCAAAGCAGAUUGUGGAAAGUCCGCUUCCAUCCCUCCAAAUUGGGCCCUACCAUACCGUUUCAAGUGCACUUCAGCCUUUGUGCUUCGAGGGGACCCUUAUCCCAUGGAGCAAUUUCCUACGGUCUGUUGAGCAUGCGCACACAAAUCAAAAUUGGGCGAGGUCAAGGACAUCACCUUAUGCCAAUGGCCCUCAUUCCACGGAAGCCGAUCGGGUACAUACCGGGGAUGAGCAUGGCCUCCAGGGCCGUUUCCAACAGGCCAUUGGCCAAGCAUUUGGGGCGGUCCUGGAGGCCAAGGCAAUCAACCUCUACUUCGCCGACUUCAAAAGCUCGGGGAGCAACUACGACAAAAUCCCCGACGUUGUCGGUCUGCAAGAUAUGGCUGGAAUUACUACCAUCAAGCUGGUUGGGGAGCUGAAGACGCCCUGGGUCAUUCAACAUACCUCCACUCGGCGGUUCACCGUCUACGUGACCUGCGACAAAAGAUUUCCCAGCCAGUUCGGGACAUGCAGGCACUCGGUUGCGAUAUGGUAUUCACCUCCUAUCUCCUCGUCAUCGUACUACUUCCCAACAGUCCCUAACCCCCAAGGGACUCAUCUCGCCCUCCCUCAUGUAUCGAUGAAGCAGUGCAUGUUGUACGUGUGUACCUUAGCGAGUGCAGCUAACCCCGUCAACAAUCAGACUGCACCCUGGGUUAUCCAUACGUACUGCCGAAUUUGCCUGCCUGCUUGA
Penicillium egyptiacum is the source of this 750-nucleotide messenger RNA. NCBI's taxonomy places the organism in Eukaryota, Fungi, Ascomycota, Eurotiomycetes, Eurotiales, Aspergillaceae. The record is from the annotation of a GenBank genome assembly.